Messenger RNA from Pieris macdunnoughi, 909 nucleotides. NCBI's taxonomy places the organism in Eukaryota, Metazoa, Arthropoda, Insecta, Lepidoptera, Pieridae. The record is from the annotation of a GenBank genome assembly.
AUGAGCCUAUUCGUCGAUUUGCGUCAGAUAAAAACAUCUGUAGCCAAUCUUUCAGAAAUGGUUGACAAUAUAUCCAAAGCGAAUGCCCGAAAACAAAGCGUCGAUUCUGCGUUUACAUACAGACCGUUGGGGCUUGGUGUACGUUUCUCCCAAAGCCAAGAACACAUUGAUAUGCCGUCCAGACUGCGAAGUCACAUGUCACUACCGAAUCUGGGUAAAUGCGAGCCGGAGAAAUCUCGUUUUGAUAACCCCAAAAUAGUAGAAAUUGAUAAUGAAUCCUCAACUGACAAAUUUAACGGAUUGAUUGUUGCCUCGCUGAACAAGCGACCGUUCUUCGACGACAGCGCUGAAACCCAUCCCAUGGACUUCCUGGAGAACGUUAAGUAUUAUAUUUCCGAACUAAACAUACCAGAGGAGAAACAGUUUCCAUUCAUUAUAUCCUGUCUCGGUGGUUUACCACUCAUGUGGCUGCGUUGUUUCAAAAGCGAGUUCAAAACAGUUGAAAACUUCUACUCCGCCUUCGAAGAGGAGUUCUGGGGACCAAAUAGACAAAAGGCAGUUCUGUAUGAUAUGAAACUGGGGAAGUACGAUGAAAGCGAUACGCGGAGUAUGUCCGAAUAUUUUUUAUGUAAAGUAUCGAAUUAUAAGCAUUUAAAUCCACCAGCAUCUGAUUUGGAAAUUGUUUACUCUCUCGCUGCUCACUUCCCUUCUGCGGUAGAGUUGGAAUUGCGUUUAACUCCAAAACCGAGUCUCCGCGAAGCGUAUGGUCUACUCCGUAGAAGGGAAGGGGAGGGGAAUGAUUUCCUUCCUAAUUAUUUGUAUGAAAUGUGCGAGGCAUUUCAACGAGGAAUACGACCGGAAUCUGCUAGACGCAAUGAUAUUUCCCAGGAUACACAACGAACUAAAUAA